AUGGAUGUCGCCGUGUCCCCUGUCGCCUCUUCUUCUUCCGCUUCUCCUAGACUGUACGGAUCUCCCAGUGUGGUGGCGAGGCCGGGUGUCCUAGCCUCUGGACGGCCGGAGCUCGUCUGCUUCGAUUCCAGACUCCGAUUUUCCGGGAGGUUGCUCAAGGUAUUUGGCCCGAUUCCUCUCCGUAGCUUUCUCUUCCCGUUAUAGUGUCUGCGUGGAAGAUUUUCUCCGAUUCUUGGUCAGCCAUGUCCAAACCUUGUUUCUUGACACAUCCGAUCUUCGUUUUUUCUUAUUUUUCAUGUGUUAAGCAUUUUAUUUAGGUUUAAUAAUUACUGUUGUUUUCCCGUCGCAGCGCUUCAAAUCCAUCUCGAUUACCAGAGAAGGGCAGAGGCACGUCCGGAGGAGCACUAACGUCAGGGCGUCUUCUUCUUCUUCUGGAUCAACGGCAGAUCCGUCUCCUGCUCAAAUGGCUCCUCUCCAGUUGGAGUCGCCGACGGGACAGUUUCUUUCACAAAUACUGAUCAGCCAUCCACAUCUCCUCUCCGCUGCUGUUGAUCAGCAGCUUGAGCAGCUACAGACCGACCGCGAUGCUGAGAAGGAGAAGGAGCCAUCCGAUUCCGGGACCGACAUUGUUUUGUACAAGUAAUCUUUCUAUCUUUAUCCCUUAACAUUCCAACGGGUUUCUCUUCCGGUAAGAUCUGACAUCUUUAUUUCACAGGAGAAUUUCCGAGGUGAAAGCUAACGAGAGGAAGAGGGCUCUGCAAGAGAUUCUAUACACGCUUGUCGUCCAGAAGUUUAUGGAUGCCGAUGUCUCCUUGAUACCUGGUUUGUCGCAGUCCUCUGACCCUUCCGGGAGGGUGGAUCAGUGGCCGCCUCAGGAGGAUGAGCUCCGGAAGCUCCAUUCACCUGAAGCCUACGAGAUGAUUCAGAACCAUCUGGCCCUUAUUCUGGGCAACCGGUUGGGAGAUGCCAGCGCCGUGGCUCCCAUAAGCAAGUUCCGGGUUGGGCAGGUUUAUGCGGCGUCCGUCAUGUAUGGCUACUUCCUCAAGAGAGUGGACCAGCGGUUUCGGCUAGAGAAGACCAUGCAAACCCUUCCCUGGGGAUCAGAAGAAGAGGAGAGUACUCUGCAGCAGGAGGGACCAUAUGAGGUCAGACCCUCAGGUGAAGAAGAUGAGAGCUCACACCCAGAGGUUACUUCCUGGUCGCCUCCUGAAGUCAGCCCUGGUGGGUUCGGCUACGGCAUCAAGCCCACCAGGCUGCGGUCCUAUGUCAUGGGAUUUGACCCCGAGACGCUUCAGCAAUGUGCCACGAUCAGGUCCAAGGAGGCGCUAGGGCUCAUUGAGAGGCACACCGAAGCUCUGUUCGGGAGGCCGGCGUCGGUGAUCAUGCCCCAGGGAGUGCUAGACGGAUCGAAGGACGAGCUCUUCGAGAUCACCUUUGCUGGCCUGAAGAGAUUAAUUCUGGAGGCCGUAACGUUCGGCUCUUUCCUGUGGGACGUGGAGAGCUACGUGGACUCCAGGCAUCAUAUCGUGGCCAACUGA
This is a messenger RNA of Spirodela intermedia, 1538 nucleotides long. NCBI's taxonomy places the organism in Eukaryota, Viridiplantae, Streptophyta, Magnoliopsida, Alismatales, Araceae. The record is from the annotation of a GenBank genome assembly.